AUGGAGGUGCUCCUACUCUGCCUGACCGCAUCAGGAACCCCCUCCCAGCCGCACAUCUCAUACGAGGUCCUGAAGACGGAGCCCGGUCACCGGCUGGUCAGAAUUUCCUGCCGCUCGUCCCGGGGAGCCCUGCCCAUCAACUACUUCCUGGUGGGCGGCCUGAUGGUCACGGCCACCAACAAGACCGUGGCCCGCCCGGUCCCGGCCUUCUUCCAGGUCCGAGUCAGCCUUAAAUCUCGGCCGGACCUGCUGACCUACCGGUGCCGGGCGGUGGGACCCUCCGGGCAAGAGGCCCUCAGCUCGCCUCUGCAGCUGUACUGGGAGCUGUGGGUCAAGAGCGGUGUGCGAGUGUCCCAGCCCCAGGCAAACUUCACCUUGGUGGGCGAAGGAUCACCCCCACGGGUAGAGGUGCUGUGCCAGGCAUCCGAGGGCACCCCUCCCAUCACCUACAGACUCCUCGGGCAGGAUGGGCAUGUGCUGUUCGAGAAAACCCCUCCCCUGGGGACUCCUGCCAACUUCUCCUUGCCAAUGGCCCAGAUGUCAGGCCGGUACCGGUGCCAGGCGGAGAAUGUCUUCGGGGCUCAGUACAGUGCCGUCAAGCUGGUGCCUCCAGGAGAGCUGCCCCGAGCCCCCGUCUACCUGCUGUCCGGGAGCCUGGUUUCCAUCUUCUCCACCUCCCUCGGUGUCAUCCUAUGGACCAGAGUAAGAGGGACCCGGUGAGAUCACAGCCCUAAGACGCCCCGGCGAGCGUUGAGCCUGGGCUUUCCUGACACGCCAUCGUCAUCGUCACCUUCAUCCAAACAUCUCCCCGGAGAGCCCGGAAAUGUCCGUGCCGAUCCACAGCUUCCCUCCCGAUCCCCCUUUCCCAGCUGACGAGACUUAAGAUGUCAGAGAUCUGUGGGGGCCUCAGCUAAUACACACAAAAUUAUUAUUA
Ornithorhynchus anatinus (platypus) is the source of this 934-nucleotide messenger RNA. RefSeq names its product chromosome unknown C17orf99 homolog (gene CUNH17orf99). Bases 1 to 720 code for a protein of 239 amino acids. The record is from RefSeq and is a predicted model, not a curated record. NCBI's taxonomy places the organism in Eukaryota, Metazoa, Chordata, Mammalia, Monotremata, Ornithorhynchidae. The transcript has 5 exons.